Molecule: messenger RNA, 3695 nt
Organism: Pocillopora verrucosa
Lineage: Eukaryota; Metazoa; Cnidaria; Anthozoa; Scleractinia; Pocilloporidae
Product: diamine oxidase [copper-containing]-like
Biological process (GO): amine metabolic process
Cellular component (GO): plasma membrane
Molecular function (GO): copper ion binding; primary methylamine oxidase activity; quinone binding
Source: RefSeq, a predicted model, not a curated record
GUCAUACUGUCACGCUAGUCUAUUUAUAAGUUAGUAACCUCUGCAGAUCUGCCACUGUAUGUAUCAGUCUUACACUGACGCGACGGAUUAACGGUUCCAUUUGAUUCAGGUCGUUGUUGGCAAUGGAAUCGAGCGAUCCUAUGCUUAAGAAGAAAGCCAGCCCAGCGCCCAGCUCAGUCCCUAUGCUGUGGAAGGUCCUGGCCAUCAUCUUCAUCGUGAUAAGUGUAGCACUUUUAAUUACUCUGAUAGUUGUUGCAACAAAGCAACAGAAAGGGGCCGAGAACCAAGACUCAAAGCCAAAACCAACCUCUAAGACCACGAUGAGUGUGGAACCUUGUGCUGAUGGAAUGACGAGUUCCAAAGAACCACCAAAGUCUUCGAGUCCUUUUAACGACCUGACAGUCAGCGAGAUCACCGCCGUUAGGGAUUAUUUACUGAAGCAGGCCUCACUUAACCUCACGGAAUAUUCCAAGGCUACAGUCGACAGCAAUUAUAUUUACUUGAUACAGUUGCUUCCGCCGUCGAAAGAGGAAGUUCUGGAGCAUCUAGACAAUAAUGGCGCCAAGCCCGAACGAAAAGCUGUUGCUGUGGUUUUCCAUGGUGCCACCGAUCCACCUGUGGUAAAAGAAUACAUCAUCCAUCCGGUCUCGACGCCAACUGAUUACAAGGUUAGAGAGAUUCCAGGUGGACAGAAAAAAACUGUUCCAUUUAAUGCUCGCCCUUUUGAUGGCGUUGUAGAAUAUAACGCACUGGAAAGAACGAUUGUCAAGGAAGCUGCCAGUAAACUCGCCAAGUUAAUGUCUGAAAGUUAUGACGGCUACAUCUACAUCGUCCCCUGUAUCUCUGGUAUAAAGUGCUUACAGUUCCUUUACACAGCUCCUAUGGGUUUUACAGGGGAGGACCGCUAUACCUGGAUCUACUUUUUUCGCGGGGAUGUUGCGGGCCAUUAUAUUCAUCCUCUAGACUUGAUGUUCCUGGUAGAUCAUGGAGGAGCGGACGUUUCUAAAUGGAAAAUCCUCAAGGUUCUUUACAACAAUCAGACUUUUGACACUAUAGACGAGUUAGCGGGAAAAUUCGAAAAUAAUACCAUUAACAAGAUUUUUGUGCCAGCUCCAAAAGGCACAGACGCGCUAUUUUCCAGUUACGAACGUCGAGAAGUUCCUCAGCCAUUUAAGCCAAUGAGAGAACCAGUGCAGUAUGAGCCCGAUGGAAAGCGUUACACCGUAAAUGGACGUCAAAUUACCUACAUGUCGUGGUCGUUUGAUUUCAGAAUGGAUUCCAACAGUGGCAUGCAAAUCUACGACAUUAAAUUUAACGGAGAGAGAAUUGUUUACGAACUCAGUCUUCAAGAAGCAGCGGCUACUUACGCAGGUUUUUAUCCAAGCCCCUCUUGGAAUAACUUUCUUGACGGCUCAUGGCGAAUGGGAAUGAGUAGUUACGAAAUGGUUCGAGGCGUUGAUUGCCCUAAUACUGCUACUUUCUUCGACUUAGUGCACAUGAUUGGAGUUGGAAAUCCGCAGACCUUUCGCAACGCAGUGUGCGUAUUUGAACUAAAUACUGGAACACCACUUCGUCGACAUUAUGAUAACAACUUUUAUAAUGGUUACAAGUUUUAUGGAGGGAUGGCCAACCAAGUAUUAGUUCUGCGUACAGUGGCAACAGUUUACAAUUACGAUUAUGUUUUCGACUUCAUAUUCUACCAAAACGGAGUCAUUGAAGUCAAGAUGUCAGCUUCUGGGUAUAUUUUUGGAGCAUUCUAUAACUCUAACAUGGACCCAUACGCAUACCCGCUUCAUGAGGAUUUCACAAGUGGUACACACGAUCACCUUAUCAACUAUAAAGUGGAUCUGGACGUUGGUGGCAGGGGAAAUUCGUACGAGACUAUCGAAAUUGGGAUCGAAAACAUCACUGAGCGAUGGUUUCCUAACAGACAACGUGUCCAGAAAGUUCUGAAACGCGAUGUGAAGAAAACAGAGAUGGAUGCAUCUUACAAGUUUGACUUCGACCAUCCAAUGUACCUAAACUUUUUCAAUGAAAAGAAGAAAAACCGAAUGGGUGUGAAAAAAGGAUACCGCAUCCAGCUGGACAACAUGUUGAAGCAGUUGUACCCAGAAGACUGGAUGAUCACACCAAUGUUGAGCUGGUCCCUCUAUCAAAUGGCUAUCACCAAGUACAAAGAGAAUGAGACACAGAGUAGCUCUAUUUAUAAUCAAAACUCGCCAACAGAUCCACAGGUUGAUUUCCGUAAUUACCUCGCGGAUGAUGACCCCAUUGUGAAUGAGGAUUUGGUUGCCUGGGUUACAAUUGGCGCGAUGCAUGUGCCUCAUGCAGAAGACCUGCCCAACACCGCCACGGCUGCCAACUCCGCUCGCUUCUUCAUAAGGCCUUUCAACUACUUUGACGAGGAUCCUUCUAUCGGAUCUACCAAUGCCAUCUUAAUUACACCGAUUGAGCCCUAUAACUUCUCAGCGCAGAAGGUAGAGCGAUAUGGCACUCCUGUAGGACCGCAAUGCAUCCCCAAGAAACACACAACUGACUUCAAGGGUACUUAUUGAUGGACAACUGUUUUUUGUUGUUGUUGUUGUUGUUAUUAUUUUUGUUUUUUUUUUCUGUUGUUUGUUUUAUUUGGAACGGUAUGCUUACGAAUAUGUCGUGUUACUCUACUUAGUGAGGUAGAUCAAUUCAUAAUAUACCAAAGUCAAAAGCUACCACCAAAUUGUAAAAAUGUUGAGACACUUUGAAGAAAAAGUGCGUUUAGCGAUUUCAUCUGAAGGUUAAUAAGAAUGUUAGUGAAAAAAAAAAAUCAAGAGGUACUCCCAUGUACAUGAUACUGCCUAUAGCAACAUUGCAAAAGAGGGGUAAGGGGAUACAAUAUGUUGGAUCACAUGGUGAACACUUUUCUGUUCUCAAAUGUCUCAACUACUUUUGCAACUGGUUAUACCUUUAUCCUUUAAUCUUUUGAUUAUACGAUUAGGUUUCAUGAAAUUCUUGUUAAUUAAAUCUUUAAUUUAAUUAAAUCUUGUAAGAAGGAAAGCUCUUGUGUUGGAUCUUAAUAGAGUAAGAUGAGUGCAACACUACGCUAGGCUUUUAUUACCACAGUUGUAUUUUCUAAUUAUUUUAGUCUUCAUGAUUUCCAAAUCACUGCGGCUGUAAACAUGGUUUUGGUGUUCAUUUGAUUUAGGAGCAUUUUGACAAAUUCUGAUACUAUGGGCAUGUUUUCAAAACCGUCCGUAAGCUCCUUUUCCUUGACAUUUUCCCUUCUGUCGUGAAGGCGUGCAUGGAUAGGAAAAAUUUCUAUUUGUUCUUCGGUGUCGCGAAUUCCUCUGUCCCUAAAUUAUUUUACGUAGAUUGUAGAAUUUAUUGCAACUUUGCGCUUAUUCUUAGAAUCACAAACAUUAGCACAUGCACCCAGCAUAAUAUGGAAACUUUUUGUCGCCAAAUGAACGAUUUAAUCUUGUCAAGUCAUUAAGUAGACGUUUCACAUUUCCCUAAUUGUGAAAAAAAAACAAGGAUAUCAGUAAAUUAACAAGCGAGUUUAACUUGGUACAUUUUUUGCGUAAAUGGUUCGUUGAUAAGGUAACUCUCAGAAAGGCCUGUAGCUUUAACGACGAGACGGAAGCAAAGUGGAAGAAGGCAGACAAUAACAGAACCAACUAUGAACAUAAUAAAUCUUCAGCGCCUUGUCCUUUUUUUUU